Molecule: messenger RNA, 1151 nt
Organism: Alternaria alternata
Lineage: Eukaryota; Fungi; Ascomycota; Dothideomycetes; Pleosporales; Pleosporaceae
Exons: 1
Coding region: 310-972 (220 amino acids)
Source: RefSeq, a predicted model, not a curated record
ACCACAUCAUGGGCACGCAUCGAGAAGUCGCUGCGGCAAUCGGUGAUAUGGUACCUGCAUCUCAGGGUCAUCAAGCGUGAUGUCGUCGCCAGUGAUGCAGAGAUUUGCUGUGCACGGUCGAACAUUUAAAUCGAGAAGUUGCCAAUAGCCAUCUGAAUCCAUCUUUCCCCAUAUUAACGUCACACCAAGCACACCCUCAGACGAUUUCAUUUUCGCAUUACAUCAGUAAUCCAUCACACUACAAAAUCGGACACACAGCUCGCACCAUUGCACCUUCCCAUUCAAUAGGCAUAUAAACAAUCCGCAACAAUGGCCUCCAGAAUGCUUCGUAUCAACCGCAACGUUUUCCUCGCAGCACGACCGGCAGCUCGCAUUGCCUCUCAAAGACCACCGUUCAGAAACAACAUCAACGACCUCAGCAACCACCGCUUUUUUACAACAACACAGAUGAUGUCCGUCCAAGUUGACUCCAACUUCAUCUCGCAGAUCACUGCGGCAGAGAAGCUUAUCACCGGCAAGGAUGAGCCAGCGAAGGGGGGCCCAACCGCAAAAGCUCAACAGCACGCUGGCCAGAACCUGACAGCACAAGUCAUUCACGACAUCACCGAGGGCGAGAAGCUGCUUACCGGCAAGGCUGAGGUUAUGCAAGGAGGCCCAACGUCCAUCGCCCAGUCCGCUCUUACAUCUGGCUCAUCGACAUCCACCAACAAUGCCAACAACUCCUCUGCUUCAGGAAAGCUGGACUCAGAAACAUUGAGCAAGAUCACUGAAGCUGAGAAGAAGCUCACUGGCAAGGCACAACCGGUAGCCGGAGGCCCUACUGCGCAGGCGCAGAGCCAUGCUAAGGAGCCCAUCACUAGCGAGGCUCUACACGACAUCACCGAGGGUGAGAAGAAGGUCACUGGUGGAGAGCGCGUAAAGGGAGGUCCCACUUCGACCGCUCAAUCUGAGCUUGCCAAGAGCAGGUCAUAAGCAUAGCCUUAUGAGAGAGCUUCUACUGCUACGACUGUCUUGGCGUACUGUGUACAAAACUGUAUCAUAUUGCAUGGCAAGGGUUCCAAAGAAGGUUAACGACUAUAUCACGACAUGACUGUAUUAUAUAUCGAGGGUUUUAGACUAUCAUGUAUAUGAUAGUACAAUUCAAACAACAU